Messenger RNA from Anoplopoma fimbria (sablefish), 904 nucleotides. RefSeq names its product putative butyrophilin subfamily 2 member A3. Bases 1 to 768 code for a protein of 255 amino acids. The record is from RefSeq and is a predicted model, not a curated record. The transcript has 3 exons. NCBI's taxonomy places the organism in Eukaryota, Metazoa, Chordata, Actinopteri, Perciformes, Anoplopomatidae.
AUGAUCAUAUACCUGCCUAACUACAUGUUUGUUCACAGUAGAGUCAGACCGAGUGAAAACGAGUCCACAAAACAUCUGAAGGAAGCUCGCGCCGCUCUCAUGGAUGGGUUCAUGAUCCUGGUUUUGCUUCUGUUUGAAGGAGCUGCUGGUCUUAUUAAUGUCACAGUGGAACCAGGACAGGAUGUCAUCCUGAACUGUCAUGUCAGCAGAACAUCAGACGUCAGAGCGGUGGAGUGGAUCAAACAGGGCGAGCCGUCAAAGAACAUCCUGUUUUACUCCGAUGACCGCUUCGAUCCCGAAGACCAACACGCGUCCUUCAGUGGCAGAGUGAACCUGGCCGACCUGGAGCUGAAGGACGGAGACGUGUCUCUGAUUCUGAAGAACGUGAGCGCUGAAGACAACGGGAGGUACGAGUGUUUGGUCGCUACAGGUGGUGCGAGGCGUACAAAGAGAUCGGUCAUCAAAGGACCGCCGGUGGAGGUCUUCCAGCUGGUGGUUAAAGGUUCACAGAAUGAGAACUCCAUCAAUGAGAACUCCAUCAAUGAGAACUCCAUCAAUGAGAACUCCAUCAAUGAGAACUCCAUCAAUGAGGUCAUGACCCGCCUUGUGUUCGUUGGAGGAGCAGCAGCUGUUUCUCUGCUUCUUCUGACUGUUGGAGGACUCGUGGUCAAUAAAAGACGUCUGCAAAAGAAGAACCCAGUUAACGAAGUAGAGGUCGAACCUCUCAGCGUUCACGUCCCAGAACCCUCUGAGUCUGUCAACACAUAGCUCCUCAUCAUGGUUCCUGUAAGAACCCCAAACAAUCAGCGUCAUCAAGAAUCCCACUGCUCUUCUCUGAGAGACCCGGUCUGUAUAAGGUUAUUUAUUGAUGAACCUGAUAUUUCACCAGAUAAGUCAAUUAAGA